AUGAGUAGAGACAUAUACAGGCUUGGACACCGUUUUGAUUUCUUCCGAAUGCUAUCUUGCUAUUUCACUACCAUUGGCUUCUAUUUCAGUACCCUGAUGACUGUCCUCACAGUUUAUGUAUUCCUUUAUGGACGCCUCUAUCUUGCCCUUAGUGGACUUGAAGAAGCUUUGAACAAACAGAAAGCUAUUCAAGACAACAAAGCGCUUCAAGUAGCUCUUGCUUCUCAGUCAGUUGUGCAAAUUGGAUUUUUGUUGGCAUUGCCAAUGUUGAUGGAAAUUGGCUUGGAGAGGGGAUUUCGUCAGGCAUUAAGUGAAUUUGUACUUAUGCAGUUACAGUUGGCUCCUGUAUUUUUCACAUUUUCUCUUGGAACAAAAACACACUAUUAUGGAAGGACAUUGCUUCAUGGAGGUGCACAGUACAGAGGCACCGGUCGUGAUUUUGUGGUGUUUCAUGCCAAAUUUGCUGAUAACUACAGGCUCUAUUCUCGCAGCCAUUUUGUUAAGGGGAUUGAAUUGGUGAUUCUGCUUGUGGUCUACCAUAUAUUUGGCCAUGCAUACAGAGGAGUGGUUGCCUAUAUUUUCAUUACCAUAACCAUGUGGUUCAUGGUAGGGACAUGGCUUUUUGCUCCCUUCCUUUUCAAUCCAUCAGGCUUUGAGUGGCAGAAGAUAGUUGAUGACUGGACAGAUUGGCAUAAAUGGAUAAGCAACCAUGGAGGAAUUGGUGUAUCUCCCGAUAAAAGUUGGGAAUCCUGGUGGGAAAAGGAACAUGAGCAUCUCCGGUACUCAGGAAAGCGUGGUAUUGCUACUGAGAUCAUAUUAGCCCUCCGUUUUUUCCUAUAUCAAUAUGGCCUUGUAUAUCACCUGUCAAUUACUGAUAAGACUCAAAGUGUUCUGGUUUAUGGUGUUUCAUGGAUGAUAAUCUUUCUAAUAUUGGGCUUAAUGAAGGGUAUAUCUGUUGGCAGACGACGCCUCAGUGCAGACUUCCAACUUUUAUUUCGAUUGAUUGAGGCAGUUGCUGGUAUGACAAUUAAGGACAUAAUAGUCUGCAUCCUAGCAGUCAUGCCAACUGGCUGGGGGUUGCUGCUGAUUGCACAAGCUUGUAAGCCUGUCAUUGACAAAACUGGGUUCUGGGGGUCGAUUCGAGCACUUGCUCGUGGAUAUGAAGUAAUAAUGGGCUUGCUUCUCUUCACACCAGUUGCUUUCUUGGCAUGGUUCCCUUUUGUUUCAGAGUUUCAAACUCGCAUGCUUUUCAACCAAGCUUUCAGUAGAGGUUUACAGAUUUCUCGUAUUCUUGGUGGACAAAGAAGUGAUCGCUCCUCCAACCACAAAGAGUGA
Messenger RNA from Sphenostylis stenocarpa, 1335 nucleotides. The record is from the annotation of a GenBank genome assembly. NCBI's taxonomy places the organism in Eukaryota, Viridiplantae, Streptophyta, Magnoliopsida, Fabales, Fabaceae.